Messenger RNA from Pteronotus mesoamericanus, 1358 nucleotides. RefSeq names its product antagonist of mitotic exit network 1 homolog (gene AMN1). Gene Ontology annotation, molecular function: protein binding. The record is from RefSeq and is a predicted model, not a curated record. NCBI's taxonomy places the organism in Eukaryota, Metazoa, Chordata, Mammalia, Chiroptera, Mormoopidae. Gene Ontology annotation, cellular component: cytoplasm. The coding region runs from base 84 to 851 and encodes 255 amino acids. The transcript is spliced from 7 exons.
GUGUAGGGAGGAGUUGAAGGACGGUCUCUAGCUGGGUUCCGGCGGCCCUGGAACCGCGGAAGAGGCUCUUGAGGACCGCCGCGAUGCGGCGGGUCCAUAAACUCCUGGAUCUAUGCCUUUGGUACUUUACGAAGAAUAUUUCCAGAUACAUCACAGACAUUAAGCUUUUGCCUCCUGGCAUAAAAGAUAGACUGAUACGAAUAAUGAGUGUGAAGGGGCAGAUAACAGAUUCAAAUAUAAGUGAGAUUUUACAUCCUGAAGUCCAAACUCUCUAUCUACAGACCUGUGAUAUUUCGGAUACUGCUCUCCUGCACCUGUGUAACUGCAGAAAACUGAAGGAAUUAAAUUUAAAUUCCUCAAAAGAAAACAGAGUUUCUAUAACCUCAGAAGGAAUAAAAGCUGUGGCUUCAUCUUGUUCAUACCUUUAUGAGGCUCGUCUGAAAAGAUGCUGCAACCUCACUGAUGAAGGAGUCCUUGCCCUUGCACGCAAUUGCCGGCUGCUAAAGAUCAUUGAUUUAGGUGGCUGCUUACGUAUUACUGAUGUGUCCUUACAUGCAUUAGGAGAAAACUGCUUAUUUUUGCAAUAUGUUGGCAUUUCAGCCACUCAGGUAUCUGACAAUGGUGUGGUUGCGCUUGUUAGUGGACCUUGUGCCAAGAAAUUAGAGGAGAUUCAUAUGGAACAUUGUGUGAAUCUGACGGAUGAGUCUAUAGAAGCUGUCAUUACUCGCUGUCCUCAGAUACGCAUAUUACUGUUUCAUGGAUGUCCCCUGUUAACAGAUCAUUCACGAGAAGUCUUGGAGCAGUUAGGAGGCCCAAGCAAAUUAAAGCAAGUGACAUGGACUGUUUAUUGAUGCUUAUCAAAGCUAUGCUCUCCAUACUAUCAGGAAAUGGUGGUCUUGGAGGUUGACUUUCCAACACGUAGUAUGGUUUGUGAUUUACCAGACUCUUAAACGCUUUAAUAGUGCUAUUAUUCUGUGUUUGCUUGAUGAGUUAUUGUUUUUGAAUGGUAACCCUAGCAUGCCUUCUGAUGGGUUUGGGGGGGUGGGGGGUGAGGGCACAGUGUUUGUUUCUUAAAUAACAAAGUUUGUAAAUUACCUGCUUUCCCUGGAGAUUUCCUUUUCCUACCUAGAUACUUGAGCUUUUGUAAAAGAAAUGUGCCAAUAUGGAUAAAUUCUAAGUACAGGUAUUUCUAAAAGCAUAAUUCUAGCUAUUUUCUAGCUCCUACCUUCCUGAUACAUUUAAAUGUCCAUUGGCCAAAAGCAAAGCUGAACAUAGGCCUGUAAAUUCUUUAUAGAAUAUUUCAAUGAAACAAAGAAAUACAAUAUUUAACGUCAUGAUCCAUGACAUCAUACCCCUUA